This is a messenger RNA of Ostreococcus lucimarinus CCE9901, 816 nucleotides long. RefSeq lists its product with no specific name. The coding region runs from base 1 to 816 and encodes 271 amino acids. The transcript has a single exon. NCBI's taxonomy places the organism in Eukaryota, Viridiplantae, Chlorophyta, Mamiellophyceae, Mamiellales, Bathycoccaceae. The record is from RefSeq and is a predicted model, not a curated record. Gene Ontology annotation, cellular component: chloroplast membrane.
AUGUCGUCUUUCACCGUCUCUUCGGCGUCGCGCGUCACCGCGCGCGCCGCGACGCGCGUCGCGUCGACGCGCGUCCGCGCGAAAACCUCAAAGUUCGCGUUCGCCGGCGAUCGUCGCCCACGCCGCGACGUCGCGCGCUUCGCGAGCGCCGCGGGCGGCGCCGAGGGCGCGGACCCGUACGCCGUGCUCGGCGUCAAGCCGGACGCGGACGCGCUGGCGGUGAAGAAGGCGUAUAACAGCAAGCAAAUGCUGUACAAGGGCGAGGGCGACAAGCUCGCGGCGGUCGAGCGGGCGUACGAAGCCAUCCUGCAAGCUGGCCUGAGCGCGCGAUUGAGCGGCAAGGGCGCGGUUGACACGAACGUGCGAUUCGCGGAUAAGGUGAUCCGAUCGAAGUGGGCGCCGCGACCGUGUCCGUCGCCGAUGAAGGACGUCGUGGUCAAUUACGGAUUGACGAUGGGGUGCGCGCUCGUCACGCUGGUGACGCCGCCGAACAUGCGAACGCUGCAAGUGACCAUCUUCGCCGCGCUUUUGAUGGUGUUCAGGUUCUUUGUGAAACUCGUGGACGUCGAUCCGGGUCCUAACGCCGUGCUCGAUCCGCCGGCGGCGCAAAAGCAUAACAACGCGAGAUUUGCGAGAUCCUUCGGCGUCGUCUUGGGGACGUUUGUCGCCACGUUGUUCGUCACGUUUUGGUUGCCGCAGUUCUUCAUCGAGGUGUUGGGGCUGACUGUGCCGGCGUGGGUCAUGUUGCACCAGGAAGUUUUCGUGAGCUCUGCGUGCGGGUUCGUCUUAGCGUCGCUCGUGAGCUUUUAUCGAUGA